Molecule: messenger RNA, 2847 nt
Organism: Nomascus leucogenys (northern white-cheeked gibbon)
Lineage: Eukaryota; Metazoa; Chordata; Mammalia; Primates; Hylobatidae
Source: RefSeq, a predicted model, not a curated record
CGGUUCCCGCCUGCAGCCUUGGCUGGCUGGAGGGCGGCUGUCCCUUUAAGUCGGGUUCCCGUUGGGACUGCCGCAGCCAGGGGGAGUGGGUGGGGGUGAAAGAUGUUGGUGAGAGCCCUGCCUCUCCAAAGGCUCCCCCCCAGCCAAGCCUUCCCGGCUUCCAGCCCAGACAGCAGCCAGCCAGUGGCGUUCCUGGCUCCUCGGGAUUUUCCUUUUCCUCCGAAGCUGCUGAUUCAUCCCCAGGCUGGAGUCGGGCUCAGCUGUGGGGCUGGGAGCAUGGGCUCUCAGGCUGCUGCUGGGUGGAGGAACUGGGCCUCCUGGGAGGUGUCCUCCAGCCCCUCUGGAUGCUCCAUGGGGUGCUUCAAGGAUGACCGCAUCGUCUUCUGGACUUGGAUGUUCUCCACCUACUUCAUGGAGAAAUGGGCUCCCCGGCAGGACGACAUGCUUUUCUACGUGCGCCGGAAGCUGGCGUACUCCAGCAGCGAAAGCUGUGCAGAUGGGAGGAAGGCAGCUGAGCCCGAGGUGGAGGUGGAGGUGUACCGGCGGGACUCCAAGAAGCUGCCAGGCCUGGGAGACCCUGACAUCGACUGGGAGGAGAGCGUCUGCCUGAAUCUCAUCCUGCAGAAGCUGGACUACAUGGUGACCUGUGCGGUGUGCACACGUGCUGACGGCGGGGACAUUCACAUCCAUAAGAAGAAAUCUCAGCAAGUGUUCGCGUCCCCCAGUAAACACCCCAUGGACAGCAAGGGGGAGGAGUCCAAGAUCAGCUACCCCAACAUCUUCUUCAUGAUUGACAGCUUCGAGGAGGUGUUCAGCGACAUGACUGUGGGGGAAGGAGAGAUGGUCUGCGUGGAGCUGGUGGCCAGUGACAAAACCAACACGUUCCAGGGGGUCAUCUUUCAGGGCUCCAUCCGCUACGAGGCGCUCAAGAAGGUGUACGACAACCGGGUGAGCGUGGCCGCCCGCAUGGCACAGAAGAUGUCGUUUGGCUUCUACAAGUACAGCAACAUGGAGUUUGUACGCAUGAAGGGCCCCCAGGGCAAGGGCCACGCCGAGAUGGCGGUCAGCCGAGUGUCCACAGGUGACACGUCCCCCUGUGGGACUGAAGAGGACUCCAGCCCAGCUUCGCCCAUGCACGAGCGGGUGACCUCCUUCAGCACGCCCCCCACCCCAGAACGGAACAACCGGCCCGCCUUCUUCUCCCCAUCCCUCAAGAGGAAGGUGCCCCGGAACCGGAUCGCUGAGAUGAAGAAGUCGCACUCGGCCAAUGACAGCGAGGAGUUCUUCCGGGAGGACGACGGUGGAGCCGAUCUGCACAAUGCAACCAACCUGCGGUCUCGGUCCCUGUCGGGCACAGGACGGUCCCUGGUCGGGUCCUGGCUGAAGCUGAACAGAGCAGAUGGCAACUUCCUUCUCUAUGCACACUUAACCUACGUCACUUUGCCGCUGCAUCGGAUUUUAACAGACAUCCUGGAAGUUCGGCAGAAGCCCAUCCUGAUGACCUAGCCGCGUGCGGAGCCUGCGCAGAGCCCCGGCCGGGCCCAGCCCUGGGAGUGCUGCCAAGUGCCUACCUGUCCACCGCCACCGGGGUCUUCUGUGACACGCCAGUGCUGGAGCCGCAGCCAGGCGAGGCCACUCGACUCCCGGGGCCAGGGCCGACUCCACGAACACCAGCCCAAACUGAAGUGCCUCUUCCCUCCCCUGCUGGCUCUGCUCCGCCCUGUGCCCCCUGCCCAUCGCCCCCCACCCAUCUCUGGAGAGCCCUCUGCACCCAAAGAGGAGUCGAGAUGCUGAGCGGCCAUGAGAGAGAGCGGGAGGAGCAGCUGAUGCCCAGAGCGGGGCCAGACCAGCGCAUCUAUGUUCACAUCCCCCCAGCGGAAGGCGGAACCACCCAGCCAGGGCACUCAGCGCAUCAGACUGUCCACACCUUCUUGAGGAAAGCCGGUGGAAGAUUCUGGAAUGCCGUGCGGAUGAACUUCAGCACCCGAGUCAGUCCCAGCUCAUCCUCCCCAGUUUACCACUUUGUUCUAAUAGGAGAUGGGAACACAAGAAGUUUGAUGGCUUUGCCCUGGGCUGGGAAUACCUCACCCACGCCCAGUUCCAGAAAGGCCUCCAGCUGAGCAGACGGCCCUGAUCCCGCCAGAACGGCCUUUUGCUUCCAGCCAAAGAACACCGCCAACACCUCCAACCUGGGACAUCCCACGCUGGGCCUUGGACGGAGGGACCUCCAGAAUUUGGAUUCUGAGGGUAGUCGGGAGGCCUCGGUAGCCAGGCAGAACAGGACAUCUGCCAAAGGGUGUCUGCCGUGGGGUGGGGCUGGCAUCCUCCCGGGAAGGUUCUAGGUGGGACCCUGUCUUUUGGGGACGGGGGUGUCUCUUCAUCUUCCCUGGUUUCCUAGAGCUCACUUCCUUUGACGGCGUGUGCUGGUCCCAUCUCAGACCAGCUCACUGAGGCAGAGGAGUUGCUCAGAGGCUCACAUGGGCACCCCCAUCGGUUCGUGUGAGCAGCUGCUCAGCCCCCAGGCCUGCCCUCGGCCUGGUCCAGCAUGAAGGCGUUUCCAUCUGCAAGGAUGCACGGUACCCUCCCCGAGAGCAGACCUGUCCCCUCCCCAGCUGGGAGUAAACUGGAAGCUGGGUCUCUGUGUUGCUAUGUGCUUUUGUGUGAAGUUCCCAGGAAUAUUUGAGGGGUUCCAGUCAUGUGUUUAGGGAUCUUCUCUGUGGGGGAAAAGGAAGAGGAGGGGCUUGUUCUCCCACCUGAUUAUUCUUUGGGCUCCGGGAACAGGGGACUACUUUGGGGCUUUCUCCAGACUUUUGUAUGUUAUUAUUAAAAGCGAGCUAUUGCAUUUCA